Molecule: messenger RNA, 2449 nt
Organism: Colletes gigas
Lineage: Eukaryota; Metazoa; Arthropoda; Insecta; Hymenoptera; Colletidae
Product: X-linked retinitis pigmentosa GTPase regulator-like
Exons: 12
Coding region: 29-2365 (778 amino acids)
Source: RefSeq, a predicted model, not a curated record
UGCAAGUUUCGCGGCGCAAGGUGUAAGCAUGGGCUUGUCGGACCUGGAGACGAUACCCGAAACGGGCGCUGUGUUUACGAUUGGUCGCAGCCGCUUUGCAGACAACAUUGCAUCGCAUUUUUUCAUCCGCAGAGAUCCAGUGGUGUUCAUCACGUGUGGAGACGAACAUUCUGCAGUCAUUUGUCAAACUGGCAGGCUAUUCGUCUUCGGAAGCAACGAUUGGGGUCAACUGGGUCUUGGUCAUAAGAAUCACAUUAGCAAACCAUCUUGCGUGAAAAUUCUGAAGCCACAAAAGGUCACGCACGUCGCAUGUGGGCGAGCGCACACUCUAAUUUGUACAGGGGCACAAAAGCUUUUUACCUGCGGCAGUGACCAGGAAGGUCAACUAGGUCGAGGAACUUCUGCAAUAGGCGAUUAUGCUAGUUCUCCAGUAUUGGUGUACGAUUCAGGAUUGGCUGGAGCCAAGAUAGUUCAAGUGGCGGCUGGUUCCUAUCACUCGCUUGCCCUCACCGACGAUGGCGUUGUCUUGGCGUGGGGUAGCAACCUCGAGGGCCAACUGGGCCUGCCCGACAUUUCCGGUUUGGUUAAUAAACCAACGAAAGUACACAUCACCGAACCUGUGAAACAAAUUAGCGCCGGUUAUUACCAUUCUGCUUUCCUGACAGAAAGCGGUCUGGUUUAUGUCUGCGGCGAGUCGGAAAGUGGAAAGUUGGGAAUCGAUGCGAAAUUUUCUAGUCAAGCUGCGCCUAAACAGAUGCAACUACCUUGUCCCGCCAUGCAUGUAGCAUGCGGUGGUCAUCAUACUCUCAUACUGGCCGAGAAUGGAAAUUUGUAUUGCACUGGAAAUAAUUCGAGCGGCCAACUCGGUCUUGGAAUAAACGUUACGGAACUCUUCACGCCAAAGCUUCUUCCGCGCGGUGCGCUGCAAAACGAAACAAUUACUCGGAUUGCUUGCGGAGAAAGUCAUACUGCCAUUGUAACUGAGUCUGGAAAACUUUUCACGUGUGGCGAUGGAAGACACGGGAAAUUGGGUUUGGAAGAGAACGAGAACAAUGUUCACGAAUUAACUUUUGCUCCAAGAUACAAGGAAGUGUUUGUCACGAACGUUGCGUGUGGUGGCUGUCAUACAAUUUUGGUUGCUCAACGACGCGAAUCGAAUAAUCUGACUCAACGAGAAAUGGAAGCUACUCAAACUGAUCAUAUUCAGAAGAGAAGUUCUUUGCCACCGUUAAAACUUCCUGUAAGUAGGAUGCAAAGUGAAGUUCACGACGAGAAGAUAGACGAAACGGAAAAGGAGCAGUCAAAUCAAGAAGAAAUCACCGAAGAAACGUCUACCACUUCAGCAACGAUAGAAACACCCUUGGAAAGUGUUAGAGAAGACACAGAAGAUAAUCGAGAAAGUAUCAUGAACGGUGUUCCUGAUUCGAUGAACAAUAUCGAAAAAAUUGAUAGUCCUAAGAAAUCUCCCGAAGCUUCGCCUGCAAAAACACCGUUGGAAGUAACGUCGAACAUGUCAAACCAAAUGGAAGUUAAAUCAAAGGAUAUACCAGAAGAGUCCAAAGAGUCCAAUGCACAGAAUGGAAACGCGGAAAUAGAAAAUGACAACGAAACGCGAGAAACGGAAGUGGACGCAGAGAACAACGUCGAAGAAACGAAGAAAUCUGAAACUACGAACAGCGAAGAAAAUAAUAAUAAAAACGACAACGAAACUAACGAAGAAGCAAAGAAAAGUAAUAAGGAGAAUGUUCAACUCGAGAACGAAGAAAAUAAUACUACCGACGUUAAAGACAAUGAGAAUGAUAGAUCGAAAUCGAUGGACAAGAUGGAGUCACCUAAGAAUAUCAAGGAAGAGACGAGUCCAGAGAAACAAGCGUCCAUUCCCGAUUCCACGCCACCACCGAAACCACCGAGACUAAAGUCUGGAAAUGGCAACGAUUCGUCUGCGGAAAGAUCAUCGUCGAUCGAACAGGAAGAUGAAAAUAUCGUUGUAAAUGCGACGGAAGUUGAAACUGUGGCUGAAAAACCGGAAAUUACCAACGUCAUUGAGUCAACGCAGAAACGUGAAUCAAGCUCGAGGAAAUCUUCGACGAAAACUGGAAGUUCUAGGUCGUCAAGGUCGAGAGUGAACACCGAGGAAACGAUAGAAAUCGACAAGCAAAAUGACAAAGAGAAAAUCAUCGAAGAGGAAAAAAUGAUGAACGACAAUGUGCAGGAUGACGCUGAUGUUGUGCAAUCACCAGCGCCGAGAACUGGAAAAAUGUCAAAGAUGUUUAAGUCGAGACGACAACAAACUGUGGAGAACGGCACAAAGACGACUGGUACUGUAAAUCAUAAAUCCAAGUCGAAAACGUGCAACAUCCUGUGAUCGAAAAAUGGCCGACGAUGUAUUAUACUUCGUUACAUUUUUUUACAAUACGUUUACGAUAAGUAUAUAAUCGGGACCAACGCA